AUGCAUACUCCACGGCUCGGCUUCCGCGGGCUGCAGCCUGCAGCCAUGACCGCCCCCACCGCGCCACCAAGAAAGCUCUCGCCGCCCGCCGCGCCGCGAAGAAGGCUAUCGCCGCCGACCGCGCCACCAAGAAAGCUAUCGCCGCCCGCCGGACGGGCGCGGCCCGUGAACAUGAGCCCCCCGCGCCGCGUGCCCCAUCCCCAUCCCCCACCCCACCAUCGGCCGCCGACGCCGACGCCGCAGCGCAGCCACCUCCACGGCCAGCAGCAGCAGCACAAGCAGCAGACCUCCGCGUGGAGCGUCGGCUUCCUGAGCGCCUGGCUCUCGCAGCGCACCCCCGUGCUCGGCCUCCGCGCCUGGGUCCUGGUCGCCGCGGCCGCGGCCGCGGUCGUCCUCGCCGUCCUCGUGCUCACCGUCUGCCUCUGCCGCUGCCGGCGCCGACGCCGGCGAUGCCCCCGCGUCGCCCCGAGCCUGCACCACGGAGGCGCGUCCAGGUCCAUGAAGCAUCACUUGCAUCAGGCGAUGGCGGACAAGGACAUCGUCGAGGAGUCCAUCCGCUGGCACCCGCCGCCUCCGUGCGAGCCGCCGUUCCAGCCGCCGAUCGAGGUCAUCAAGGCGGAGCAGAAGGCCCCGCUGAUCACGGUCGAGUCCGCGCGGACUAGCGGCGAGACGGGGACGAGCAUCGCCGGGAGCGCGCGCGGGUGGAGCACCGAGAGCGGCGCCAGCGACGCGGGGGCCGACGCGUCGCAGCGCGGCUGGGGCCGCCGGUACACGCGCCGGGAGCUGGAGGAGGCCACCGACGGGUUCGCCGCCCAGAACGUGCUCGGGGAGGGCGGCUACGGGGUGGUCUACAAGGGUGUGCUACGAGACUCCACCCUCGUCGCCAUCAAGAAUCUGCACAACAACAGGGGCCAGGCCGAGAAAGAUUUCAAGGUGGAGGUGGCGACGAUCGGGCGGGUUCGGCACAAGAACCUGGUCAGUUUGCUCGGCUACUGCAGCGAGGGCGCCUGCAGGAUGCUGGUCUAUGAGUACAUGGAGAACAGUAACCUCGACAAGUGGCUGCACCAUGAGGAGGGUGAAAUUAGUCAGCUCAACUGGGACACAAGGAUGCACAUACUUCUCGGAACUGCUAAAGGGUUGGCGUACCUUCACGAAGGGCUGGAGCCCAAGAUCGUCCACCGAGACGUCAAAUCCAGCAACAUCCUUCUGGACGGGCAGUGGAACGCCAGGGUGUCGGAUUUCGGGCUCGCCAAGCUCCUCUGCUCCGAGGCGUCCUACGUCACCACCCGCGUCAUGGGAACCUUCGGGUACGUGGCGCCGGAGUACGCGCGGACCGGGAUGCUGAACGAGAGGAGCGACGUGUACAGCUUCGGGGUGCUCGUCAUGGAGAUGAUAACCGGCAGAACUCCGGUGGACUACACCAGGCCCACCGCGGAGGUGAACUUGGUGGAGUGGCUGAAGCGCAUGGUGGCGGAGAGGAGGGUGGAGGAGGUGCUGGACCCGACGCUGCCAGAGGCGCCGCCGUCCAAGGUGCUGAAGCGCGCCGUCCUCGCGGCGCUCCGGUGCGUCGACCCCGACGGCGGCCAGCGGCCCACCAUGGGGCACGUGGUGCACAUGCUCGAGGACGACCUCAGGUUCAGAGACGAACUCCAGCUUGCGCGGGGUCUGUCGGCCCACGCUUCGGCGUCGGCGUCGUCGGGGAGCUACGAGCGCGAGGAGUGA
This is a messenger RNA of Triticum turgidum subsp. durum (durum wheat), 1722 nucleotides long. The record is from the annotation of a GenBank genome assembly. Lineage: Eukaryota; Viridiplantae; Streptophyta; Magnoliopsida; Poales; Poaceae.